UAACAAAAGAUAAAACGAAAUGUACAGGUAACCCCUAUCCAAUCCAAGGGAUCCAAUAUUUCCAUAUUUGAGCCUCGUGGUCACGCUUCAGUCAGACAAGGCCAACUGAAGCCGGGACGGAGACAAUUUGUUAACCUCUUUUCAUAAUGGCUGCGACGGUCACGCCUCAUCUCUCUCGCCUUGCCCGCUACUUCCCUUUGUCUUUCCCAAUUCUUCAUCUUCCGAAGCCUCACGUCCUCACCUUCCGCCGGAGGCCUAGCCAACGCUUCCUCUUCUUCAGCUGCCAAUUCUCCCGCGGGUUCUCCGUCUCCGCCGCUGAGGGCUCUCACAGCACAGACUGGAAUGAUAAUGUUGGAGCAGUUUAUGAAAGAUUUGAUGUCAUUGUAGUUGGAGGAGGACACGCAGGCUGUGAAGCUGCACUUGCAUCUGCUCGAUUAGGGGCAAAAACUCUUCUUCUCACACUAAAUAUUGAUCGAAUUGCUUGGCAGCCUUGCAAUCCAGCAGUAGGUGGACCUGCAAAAUCACAACUAGUACAUGAAGUGGAUGCACUUGGAGGUGAAAUCGGGAAGGUUUCUGAUAGAUGCUAUUUACAAAAACGUGUCCUUAAUCUCUCUAGAGGUCCUGCAGUUCGAGCAUUGCGUGCGCAAACUGAUAAAAGGGAAUAUGCCAUGCAAAUGAGAAACAUAGUGGAAAGCACUCCAAACCUUUCUAUUAGAGAGGCAAUGGUGACAGACAUCUUAUUAGGAAAGAACGACAACGUGGAAGGUGUCUGCACAUUUUUUGGGAUGAAGUUCUAUGCUCCUUCUGUUAUACUAACAACGGGCACUUUUAUGAGUGGUAAAAUUUGGGUUGGUAGAACUUCUAUGCCUGCAGGAAGAGCUGGUGAGUCAGCGUCGCAUGGACUUACUGAGAACUUACAGCACCUUGGAUUCGAAAUUGAUCGGCUAAAAACUGGAACCCCAGCACGUGUGGAUUGUCGUACUGUAGACUUUUCUGGAUUGGAACCCCAGCAUGGAGAUGAAGAGGUCAGCUGGUUUAGCUUUGAUCCUGCUUUUCAUAUUGAAAGGGAGCAAAUGUGCUGCUAUCUAACACGUACCACGAAGGAAACACACCAGCUAAUUAAAGAGAAUUUGCAUGAAACUCCCACUUAUGGAGGAUGGGUUGAAGCUAAGGGACCCAGAUACUGUCCUUCAAUUGAAGAUAAGAUUGUGAGGUUUCAAGACAAAGAUUCCCAUCAAAUAUUUCUUGAACCAGAGGGCCGAACUGUGCCAGAGCUUUAUGUCCAGGGGUUCUCAACUGGGUUACCAGAGAGGCUACAGUUACCACUCUUAAGAACUUUACCUGGACUUGAAAAUUGUUCAAUGCUGAGGCCUGCUUAUGCUGUGGAAUAUGAUUUUUUGCCUGCUCAUCAAUGCUCUAGGUCUCUUAUGACAAAGAAGAUUUCUGGACUUUUCUUUUCUGGACAGAUAAAUGGAACCACGGGCUAUGAAGAGGCUGCAGCACAGGGCAUCAUUUCUGGUAUCAAUGCUGCUAGACAUUCAGAGGGUAAACCCCUCAUUGUUCUUGAGAGGGAGAGCAGUUACAUAGGUACAUUGAUUGAUGAUCUGGUCACUAAGGAUCUUCGAGAGCCUUACCGAAUGUUGACAAGCCGCUCAGAACACCGGUUAUUGCUUCGAUCGGAUAAUGCUGAUAGCCGUCUCACUCCUUUGGGACGUGAAAUUGGAUUGAUAGAUGAUAGACGCUGGAAACUAUACCAGGAUAAGCAAGCUCACAUUUCAGAGGAAAAGAAGCGAUUGAAAACUGUCAAGAUUUCAGGAGGAGAUUUGGCUGCCGAUGUGACUCACCUGUCUGGUCAGCCUGUAAAGGACUCUUCAACACUAGAGAGUCUUCUGAAGAAACCGCAUGUGCCAUAUAAAGUUCUUGAUAAACAUGGUUUUGGGAAUGAACUCUUAUCUAGAGUGGAGAAAGAAUGUGUUGAGAUUGAUAUCAAGUAUGAGGGCUUCAUUAUCCGGCAGCAAAACCAACUUCAACAGCCACGCCCACGAGCCCUCGACAGUGACGACGCCUCACGGCUCUCACAGAGUCACACACACAGCCAGCGGAACAGAGUGGCGGCAUGCGGCAAAGGGGGCAACCGGCAUUGUAGAAUUUGGAAAUGAGUUCCGGGGCCGAAGAUAUGGACGGAUCGAUUCACUGGCCAAGAAAUUUAUUUGGAGUCUGGACACGCCGUCGAACAGUCCCUCCAGUGGUCCAGUGCUACCAGUAGUGUAAAGCUUGCUGGUAUACUAUUUUUAUUUACAUAAUUUGGUUAUUUGUAAUUGCCUUCUAAGAAUUGUGCAUUUGUGCGGUUCUGGAUUCAUAGAUGUGGCUACCUUCUCUUCUUUCUUUGGAUUCUUCCUUCUUCUUCUUCACAACGGGUUACCCGGGUCGUGUCCGGGUAACUUGAUUAAUUCACGGGCCAUGUUUGGGUUUGAGUUUUCGACCCGAUUAAUAAUCGGGUCGGGGUCGUGUCGAACCCGAUUGUGUAAUUGGGUCGGUCGGGUUGACACUAACCCGACCCGUAAACCCGAAUUGCCAAGCCUAACGUGUUGGUAAUAUUUCAUGCAUUUUACCCUCUACAGUUCCAAACUUUCGCCCAUACACGUGGAAGCUCUGUUUUAAAAACCUUUGACCCCAGCAUAUGAUUCCAAUCCCAGCAACAAACACGUUGUUUGCGCUAAAUGGGCGACCCUCUGGAUGCUAAUGAAAUUGGAGAAAUGGACGGUGGAGGAAGGAGCAAUGCAGAACCUCCGAGAUUUAGAAAUCCGAUCCUGUCACGAACUAAAGGAGCUUCCAAACAAGUUGCUAAAUCUGAGUGAAGGAGCUGCAACCCGAUCGAACACCCUUAAUUUGCUAACUGUUGUUUUAAUGUCGUUGCUAUUGAUGUUGCUAUGUUUCUGUUCUUGUUGCUACUGCCGUGUUUUCAUGUUGUUAAGAGAGCGCUGCUCUAUAUCACGUUAGAAACAUUCAGUGAUUGUUCGAUUUGUUUCAUAUAUAUGCUUAUAUCAGACUUCAUUUAUGUCCCUUUUAGUACAGCAGUAAGGAAUGCUUUUUCUUAGAAGCUGAAACUGGCACCACAACACCAGUCAUUGAAGAACUCAAAAAAUGGCACCAGUAAAAUCCAUGCUCACCGCACCAGUGAUAAGAGAAAAAAACCCAAAACCAGAAUUCCAACAAGAGAAAAACCCAACCAGAAAUAUACUUGAUCCACCGGAAAAAAAAAAAAAAAAAAAAAAAAAAAAACCUGAUUCACUGGACCUCACGUCUCCACCAAAGAUUGCCGGAGGCACGCCAAAAGUCAGCACAGAACCUGCCGACAACCACCAAGAAGCUGAACCCACCGCAAACGAGUUGGCGGAUAGUCGCCAACCAACGACCGCCACUAAGAAUCUUCAAGAUUGAGGAGAUUGGGGAGGCCGCACGUGUCCUCUGUGCUGGACACGGUACACCCUUCAUACGAUAUGAGGAGGGCAUUUUUGGGUUUUUAGCUUUAAACAUCACGUGUCAUGCACAUGUAGUGUUUUCCAUCCACUUAAACGGCAUAAACUGACGGAGGGGCCAAAAAACAAGCAAUUGGUAGUUUAGGAGGCCGGACUACAAGCACUGGUAGUUUAGUGGGUCAUCCGGAGAACGGGUGGUAGUUUGGGUGGCUUUUUUAUAUUUAAUCCAAAAAUAUAUAUAUAUAAAAAAAAUUCAAAGAUUCAGGCAUGUGUAUUUUUGCAAAUUCCUUUAAAUUCUAAGCAACAUCUAAAUCUUUGCAAUUUUUUUUUUCCUAAAAAAAAGAAGGGCAUUUUAAGAAUGGAUAAUUGCACCACUGGUCCCUAGGAUUGGCCUAAAUUACGAAUUAUAGAGGGUCCUUAUGGUAAACUAUAAUUACGAAUCACUCCUUGAACUCGUUUUUCGUCCACUAAGUUAACAGAAUCCGUUAAUUUGUCACGUCAUAUAAAAUAGUGAGACAACCUCUAAAUAUCAUUUGUAUUGUAAUCCACUAACGGACUCUGUUAACUUGGUGGACGGAAAACGGGUUCAAUGAGUGAUAUGUAAUUAUAGUUUACCCCAAGGACCCUCCAUGAAUUUUUUGUACCACAGGGAGUGAUUCGCAAUUUAGGCCAACCUCAGGGACCAAUAAUGCAAUUAUCCCUUUUAAGAAUUUUAACACCCCUACGUUAGGAUUUAACAAAAAAUUCUUAGGAGGGCUGAAAUUAAAAAAUAUGGAUGCACUAAAUUGACACUUUUUUAAAGUUUAAAGGUAUGAUUGCAAAAGUGAUGAAAGAUCAAGGGUGAUAAGUGGUUUUCCCUAUAUUUUAUGUAGUUGUAGAUCGAGGGUUGGCUUGCAUCAUGUAGUAGCAUGACACAAUAUGGUGGUACAUGCAUCUUAAAUAAGACCUGAGACCUUUGCACAUAUUACAAGGAAGAUGAAAGAAUAAAACUCAACUUAUGUGAAUCCAGAUUAUAUUUUAUGUCAUGCACAUAUAUCAAUGUGAUGCUAU
Messenger RNA from Alnus glutinosa, 4529 nucleotides. RefSeq lists its product as uncharacterized. Gene Ontology annotation, molecular function: flavin adenine dinucleotide binding. NCBI's taxonomy places the organism in Eukaryota, Viridiplantae, Streptophyta, Magnoliopsida, Fagales, Betulaceae. The coding region runs from base 147 to 2159 and encodes 670 amino acids. Gene Ontology annotation, biological process: tRNA wobble uridine modification; tRNA methylation. The transcript has 12 exons. The record is from RefSeq and is a predicted model, not a curated record.